AGUAAAUGUUUGUCAGGUGCUAGAUAUCACUUAAUAAUCAAUUUUCGAAGUGAUCGUUCGCACUCGUAUGUUGACUUACUUUUUUAAGAACUCAAAGGAAAAUUAUUCAUGGAUGUAACUUUACAUAAUUUACCUAUUUAUCUCCAUUCAUAAAUAUGCGUUUAGUACGUAAAUAUUGAGGGUUUUCAUAUUAUUUGUGUGGGGUAUUUUUAUGCAAAAGCCAGCAAAGGGAUUAAGAUUAGACGCUCUAAAAGAUGUCAUCUGAGGUUUAAAGAUCAGAGGAUUUUGGAAUGAAAGUUUCGGACACAGGCGUAUUACACCAGCAGACCUGACGCGCAUCUUCCGGUAGGAUGUCGGACGCGGUGGACGAGGAUGUGCAGCCGAUCGUUAUGGAUAUGGGGACAGGCGUCAUGAGGGCGGGAUUCGCGGGGGACGACGCGCCCCGGGUCGUCUUCACUUCCGUUCUAGGAUCACCAAAGCAUGACGUGGUGAUGCGGAACAUGGUGGACCCUAACAAACCGACCGAGUUUCUGGGUGAGUUCGCCCUCAUGGAGCGCGGCCUUCUAUCCCUCCGCUACCCCAUGGAGCACGGGAUAGUCACGGAUUGGGACGACAUGGAGAAGAUAUGGCACCAUACAUUCUAUAAUGAACUGCGGGUGGCGCCGGAGGAACAUCCGGUCCUCCUCACGGAGCCGCCUCUCAACCCCCGGUCUAACCGAGAGAAGAUGAUUGAGGUGAUGUUUGAGAAGUUUCACGUGCCAAGCGCCUACGUGAGCAUGCAAUCCGUAUUGCCCCUGUACGCUUCCGGUCGCCAUGGAGGCGUGGUCGUGGACGUCGGGGACGGCGUCACGCACAUAACGCCGCAUAUGGGAGUGUACGCAUGGCGGCACGCAAAUACCCGGAAUCAUCUGGCCGGAAGGAGCGUCACUAAUUACCUCGCCCGCUUGUUGACAGAGAGGGGACACUAUUUCCACACUUCAGCGGAACUGGAAGUUGUGAGAGAGAUUAAAGAGCAGCUGGGGUACGUCGCAGAGGACUACCAAGCGGAAAUGACAACCGCCGCUACCUUCAGUAAGCUAGAGAAGCAGUAUGAACUUCCGGACGGUACUUCCAUCACCCUUGGCAACGAGCGCUUCCGGUGUGCAGAGGCAAUCUUCAAUCCGUCUUUAGUUGACGUGGAACAACUAGGGCUAAGUGAACUGUUGCAUGAAACCAUCUGGAAGACGGACAUCAACUGUCGCCGUCACCUCUGCGGCAAUAUCGUCCUUUCCGGUGGCAGCACACUGUUCCCCGGAUUUUCUGAGAGGUUAAGCAAAGAAAUGAAAGCGCUUGUACCGUCGUCCUGCAAGGUAGCUGUGAUAGCUGCGCCUGAACGGAAGUACUCUGUGUGGAUCGGAGGCUCGAUUCUGGCAUCCCUCUCGACGUUCGCACAACAGUGGAUCACCAAGGCGGAGUAUGACGAAGAGGGGCCGACAAUCGGGCACCGGAAGUGCAUCUAGUUAAACCGGAAAUGUUACUGAUUUUUUACCGGAAGUGUAGCUGAUUUUUACCAAAAGUGUAUCUAGCUUAAGCCGAAGUGCAUGAAGUUGCAACGGAAAUGCAUCUGACUGCAGUCGGAAGCGUUGGAAAGCACCGGAAACGCAUUUGAUUGGUUAAUAAUUGGACGGAACUGUGAUAAUAUUGCGGGACACAGUGGCACCCUGUAUGAUCCACUGUUUAAGGCCAUACCAAAUUGUGUUUAUGUUAAGUGCAACCCUUUGUACGAACACCCAUCUAGCUAUCCUGGAUAAAAGAACUCCCGAAAAAAACACGAAUACUAAAGUUACAUGUAGAAUAUAAACGCAAGAGCCUCCUUAGUCCAUCCUGGAGCAUAGAUUUCCACUGUAAAAACCUAAGCAUUCGCGGACGCUAAACAUAGAAACGAUUUGAAAUGGCAUGAUGUUGUGUUACUUCAAUUUCAUAAAUUGAAUAUCAUAGUAUCGUGCAGUCUGUGACGUGUUAUUGAAUGAUGUAUAUUAGUAUAUUUGUAUAUAUAUUGCUCUUUGUAGAAACUUAAUUGUUAUUCAUAUAUAGUUCCAACUAAAAUGUUGCCACUGUUUGCAAUACAGGUUGUGCUAAUUGCAUAAGUGU
Messenger RNA from Mya arenaria, 2130 nucleotides. Its product is annotated as actin-3-like. The coding region runs from base 351 to 1499 and encodes 382 amino acids. The transcript has 8 exons. NCBI's taxonomy places the organism in Eukaryota, Metazoa, Mollusca, Bivalvia, Myida, Myidae. The record is from RefSeq and is a predicted model, not a curated record.